Messenger RNA from Saimiri boliviensis boliviensis (Bolivian squirrel monkey), 1809 nucleotides. It is a transcript of the gene VSIG8, whose product is annotated as V-set and immunoglobulin domain containing 8. The record is from RefSeq and is a predicted model, not a curated record. Gene Ontology annotation, cellular component: intracellular anatomical structure. Lineage: Eukaryota; Metazoa; Chordata; Mammalia; Primates; Cebidae.
UGCACCUUCCUGCCAGCCCGGGCAGUGUCUGGGCCCUCAGCUCCCCCUCCCUCCACCCACCCCCCUCACACCCACCACCACCAGCCCACAGGACACCCAGCCCAGGCGGAGGAAACGCCGAGCCUAGAGACAUGGGAGCUGGAGGAGCAUUCCACCUGCUGCUCGUGUGCCUGAGCCCAGCUCUGCUGUCUGCUGUACGGAUCAACGGGGAUGGACAGGAGGUCCUGUACCUGGCGGAAGGUGAUAAUGUGAGGCUGGGCUGCCCCUAUGUCCUGGACCCUGAGGACUAUGGUCCCAAUGGGCUGGAUAUCGAGUGGAUGCAGGUCAACUCAGACCCCGCCCACCACCGAGAGAACGUGUUCCUUAGUUACCAGGACAAGAGGAUCAACCAUGGCAACCUUCCCCAUCUGCAGCAGAGGGUCCGCUUUGCAGCCUCGGACCCGAGCCAGUACGAUGCCUCCAUCAACCUCAUGAACCUGCAGGUAUCUGAUACGGCCACCUAUGAAUGCCGGGUGAAGAAGACCACCAUGGCCACCCGGAAGGUCAUUGUCACUGUCCAAGCACGACCCGCAGUGCCCAUGUGCUGGACUGAAGGCCACAUGACAUAUGGCAACGACGUGGUGCUGAAGUGCUAUGCCAAUGGGGGCUCCCAGCCCCUCUCCUACAAGUGGGCCAAGAUCAGUGGGCACCAUUACCCUUAUCGAGCUGGGUCUUACAUCUCCCAGCACAGCUACCACUCUGAGCUGUCCUACCAGGAGUCCUUUCACAACUCCAUAAACCAAGGCCUGAACAAUGGGGACCUGGUGUUGAAGGAUAUCUCCAAAGCAGACGAUGGGCUGUAUCAGUGCACAGUGGCCAACAACGUGGGCUACAGCGUUUGCGUGGUGGAGGUGAAGGUCUCAGACUCGCGGCGUGUAGGCGUGAUCAUCGCCGCGGUGCUGGGCUCUCUGCUGGCACUGGGCUGCCUGGCCGUAGGCAUCUGGGGGCUCGUCUGCUGCUGCUGCGGGGGCUCCGGGGGCGGCGCCCGCGGUGCCUUCGGCUACAGCAACGGCGGCGGGGUCGGCGGAGGGGCCUGCGGCGACUUGGCUAGUGAGAUCAGAGAGGACGCCGUGGCGCCCCGGUGCAAGGCCAGCGGGCGCGGCAGCCGCGUCACCCACCUCCUGGGGUACCCGACGCAGAACGUCAGCCGCUCCUUGCGCCGCAAGUACGCGCCUCCGCCCUGCGGUGGCCCGGAGGACGUGGCCCUGGCGCCCUGCACCGCCGCCGCCGCCUGCGAAGCGGGGCCCUCCCCGGUCUACGUCAAGGUCAAGAGCGCAGAGCCGGCCGACUGUGCCGAGGGGCUGGCGCAGUGCAAGAACGGUCUCCUGGUGUGAGCGCGCCGCCGGGCUGCGCCCCGGCCGGGAGGAGGGCGCGGGGCCCUCUGCUCGCAGCUGGGGACACGUCGGGGCUGGUACCGACCUCGCUCGCCCUAGGCCGCCAGGCGGCUGGGGGUGAAGGCAUUUCCCUAAGGAAAUGCGUCGGGAGGCAGAGCCUUCUCCCUACAAGUGGGUGGGGGCGGGCGAGGGCGCAGCAAGGCGAUCUCGAGCCUUCUCCGCCUCCCAGGGGUCGAAGGCUCUGGGGAGAGGGAGGGAGGAGGAGGAGGCCGAGUCAGUGUCCUAGAGAGGCUGAGGCCGGAGGCCGGGUGUCCCCAGCCUAAGCAGAGGGCCCCGGGGGCCAGGUGGGUGGGGGUCCGUCUGGACGAAUUGUUGUGUGUGAGGUCUGAGCUCUGAGGCUGCAGUGUUGGCACAAUAAAGAAACAUUGAGACGUGA